UCCUGAUACGUUACCUGGCCGAGAUCAAGCUCUGCAUCUCGUUGACUUUCCAUUUCCAACCAGAAUUUAGGCUCAUUGUGUCCUUUUAGCUCGAACAGUCAAGGUGGUCCUCUGCAGUUUGCUUUAUUCACAGACGAAGACAAGGAAACAUGGCUGUUGCAAACUUGCAAUACAUAACUCGGAUGAGCAGUGGCUUCAAAGUCUACAUCUUGGAAGGUCAGCCCAACCUAAGAAGUGAAGAUAGAUACAGGCAUAUGACAAAUGAGAGAGUUCGAGUACCACCAGUGCAUCCAGUCAAGCGCAAACACAGCUCUGAGCGUGGCCUAACAUUGGAAGAAAGGCGAGAGAGAGCACAGAGCAAAAGCAACAUGAGAAGUGCUCAGAGGCCAGCUGUGUUUAGUGUUCCCCAGAGCCCCACAUCCUCCUGGAGCCCAACCCCCAGCCCCACAGGUCAUCUUCCCCAUCAUGUGUAUCCCACACCACCUAUGGAUGAACCACUGGACCUAAUUAAGAAACCAAGGAAAGAGCCUGAGAGGACAGAGAAGAAAACCAAAAGCACUACAUCCACCAAUCAGAUACAGAUGCGUCCUUCUGUGAUCACCUGUGUCUCCUCUACAAGAAAGCCCACCUGCAGAUCUGAGUUCCGCAGCAGCAGCCACUCCUCCACAGUGCUAUAUAAGCACAGCUAUGACCAUGUGGUGGAGGAGCAUUUCAAGAGAAGCCUGGGGAUGGACUACCAAAGGGCCAGCUCCCGCCAGCUCUCCAUCAGCGUCUCUGUGGAUGAUCACUUUGCCAAAGCCUUGGGAGGGAAGUGGCUUGAGAUCAAAUCUAAAUCCUCCUCGUGCUCCUCGUCUACAUCCUCACCAUCCAGCAGCCCAAAUGUCACUCACUCCCCCAGCUACAGCCACAGCCCAAGCCAAGCUCCCAAAGAGUCUCCAAGUACCACUACUCCCACCUCCAGCUUCUGGUCAGUCAAAUAAAACUACAGAGACCUUUCCUGAAGAAAGAAUUAACUUUGAGUAGUUUUUUAUGCAAUACAACAGCAGGUCCAUGCUUUUCAACGAAUGAAAGCACAAAGGAAACAGUUAUUGAGCAAGGGUAGACUAGAGAACAGGAAUGCAGGAAUACUUACCUACUCUAUGGUUGAACCAUUGAGAGCAUCUCUAUGAGUCUAUGCCCUGUUUGUGGAAAGGGGGUUUAUUGGUCUAAUAUCAUGGGACAAGCAAAUGUUACAGUGAUGAGAUGUCUUUAUUUCUCUUAAUUUCUGUCCCAGACUUUUUAAUAGCAUAUCUAUCUCUGAAAUAGAUGGCCAUUAUAUUUCAGUAAAUGUGUCAUAUUUCAUGCGGUGAAGAUGCCACAACUUUCAUGAUUGUGUAUUUAUACUGUAUGCUUUUAACGAUCCUAGAUCCUAUUUUCUCAUACUAAACUACUGUGCUAAUCUACUGUACAAAUUUGUUUACCAAACCUGUUCAAUACAGUAACUUCGUGUUUUUGUAUAAAAUCAAUUUAAAAAGGACAACUCAAAAAGAAAAACCUAUUUGUGACUGGAUAUUACAAGUUGAGGCUUUAUUAAAUAAAAUAUACUUAACUUAAAUUAACAAUAGUCUUGUAUGAAAAGCAACCUGGUGAUUUACGAAAACAUUUUGAGUGUGCAAUUUUUAUAUGAUGUACUUUGAAAAAUAUGGAGUGCUUUGAACACUGAUAAAAUGCAUUAUAUAAAUUCCCUGGAGCCUAUGACUGUGAUUGUUGUC
Oncorhynchus nerka (sockeye salmon) is the source of this 1751-nucleotide messenger RNA. RefSeq names its product transcription cofactor vestigial-like protein 4. The transcript has 5 exons. Gene Ontology annotation, molecular function: transcription coactivator binding. The coding region runs from base 150 to 980 and encodes 276 amino acids. The record is from RefSeq and is a predicted model, not a curated record. Gene Ontology annotation, biological process: negative regulation of DNA-templated transcription. NCBI's taxonomy places the organism in Eukaryota, Metazoa, Chordata, Actinopteri, Salmoniformes, Salmonidae.